AUGUUCAUCCCUAAAUCGUCGUUCGAAGUCCUUGAGGACACCAAACCUGAUGAUGCCUCCCUCCCUGCCUUCAUGGUCUCAACAACUCGGGGAUUCUUGGCGCGCAUGGAUCCCAUAGUUGUCCUCCCUCCUGAGUUUGAAGCCAUUGAGACCCUUCUUCAAGCGAUGCCUGUCAAGACACAGUCAGGGGAGCCUGGAUUGCUUGCUACCGGGAAGCUGGGUGACGCAGUCCUACAAGAUCUCCCAGACCUUACCGACCAAAUUGAAAAGUACCGUGACAAUCUCCCCAUGAUGAAUGUCUUGUAUCGCGACUAUUCAUUCUUGGCUUCGGCAUUCUUAUUGGAGCCAUGUCACAUGAGGUUCAUCAAGGGUGAGCCUUAUGGAUUAGGGAGGUCCUUCCUUCCGGCUCAACUCUCUCGCCCCAUCGUCCGCUGUGCUGAGCUCGCCGGGUUCAAGCCUUUCAUGGAGUAUGCUGGCUCAUACGCUCUCUUCAAUUAUCGCCUUCAGAAUCCUGAUGCGGGCCUUGAAUACUCAAACCUGCGCCUCAUUCGCGCAUUCGAGCAUGGCCUAGAUCCAACAUCUUCAGAGGCUGGCUUCGUUCUCGUUCAUGUUGACAUGGUCAAGAACUCUGGUCCCCUCGUGCAUGGAACUAUGUCGUGUUUGCGGGCGCUUGAAAAUGCAGACGGGCUCUCCGCCCCACUACAACGUAAGGCGUUUAAUGAAGGGAUGCACACCGUCGUAGAAGCCAUGAAAAAGGUUAAUGGCGUCAUGGAAACCAUGUGGAUGAAGUCGAAGCCUCGUUCAUACACAAGCUUCCGAACCUUCAUCUUCGGCAUCACGUCACAGUCCAUGUUCCCCGACGGCGUCGUGUACGAAGGCGUUAACGAUGGCAAACCUCUAAGCUUUAGGGGUGAAAGCGGCGCCAAUGAUACCAUGAUACCAUUGAUGGAUAACCUCCUCCAAGUUCAAAUGCCAGACACACCCCUCACUGAGAUUUUGCAGGACUUCAGAGAUUACCGACCAAGUAAUCAUCGCCAGUUUCUUGUUGAAGUGAAGAAAAGUUCCGAGGAACUAGGUGCCAAGGAUUUCGCACUUGCCAUCAAUUUCGAGCGCAAUUCAUCAACGACGGACGAGUACAUAGACAUGGUGAAGGAUUCCAGGCGCCUCUGGCUCCAGGCUUUGAAUCAAGUCCGCGAUUUCAGAUGGCGCCAUUGGUGUUUCGCACGUGAAUACAUACUUAAGCAGACAUCCCACCCGACCGCUACUGGUGGUAGCCCAAUAGUGACUUGGCUUCCAAAUCAACUUCAGGCCAUCAUGGAAGAGAUGAUGGAAAUCUCCGGAAAUAUCGGCGCGAAAGACGGUUCAAUGGAACUCGGAGCAGAGUAUUGGGAUGUUAUGGAUCUUGUAGAGCGGCAGAACCAAACCCUUAGGACAUGGGCGAAUAGAAACUCAAAUGCGAAACCCACAAUUAUAAGUGCCCUUAUAGAAAUCAUAGCAGGCUCAGGUCAAAUCAAGUAUAGCCGGGGUGUGGGUACCCGAUAUGGGAUAUUUGAGAAGGUUAUUGGCGGUGCGUUCGGAUACGGUGCCGAAACAUAUGUCCGAGAGGCGAUUGACGACCUAGCCGCUAAUUAUUCCCCCGGAGAUGAAAUCAUCAUCAUCGGAUAUAGUCGCGGCGCCCAUAUAGCUCGACACGUCGUCGGUUUCUUAGACUGCCUAGGUCUUCCUCGGUGCGACAGAGAAGUUAUCCAGAAGCUUUAUAAGAUGUAUAUAUCCGGAAAUCUCCUACGAACGGAUACCGACCGCCUUUCCAAGGAAUAUAAUUGCACUCGAGUCAAUAUAAAACUGUUUGUCUGUAUCGAUACUGUUGCUGCGCUCGGUAUUCCGCACACUGGCCUACUCAGAAUAUUCUCACCAUUCACGAAAUAUGAGUUUGCGGAGACCAAUGUCGCAUCAAACGUUGAGAAUAUGUUUCAUGCCCUCGCGCUUCAUGAACAACGUGGCCCGUUCCAACCCACGCUAAUGCACGUACCUGAGGAUGAGCGGCACCGGCUAAAGCAGGUAUACUUCCUCGGGAGUCAUCGCGAUGUCGGUAUCCCAUCGAAGACUAACUCUUUGAGUACUAUCGUAUUGGCAUCGAUUCUCCAGCAGCUAAAUUAUGUCGGGGUUAGCUUCAAUGACGAGAAGAUCCGUAGGUGGUUUCCAUACGCAGGUGCUAAUAGACCCAUCUCCGGCACAGGCAGCCACGCGUGGGCUUAUGAUGAUCUAAUCGGGCAAUCUUCUGCCGUUCUUUGGGGGCUGUUGGGUAGCCACAUACGGCAGCUUGGUCAGUAUAACGUAGUUGGAAGGGCAAUAAACGAGAUCAUUCACACAACAGUACGACUUCGCGCCUAUGGACUGAAAAGCACCCAUCAAGCCGUUGAAGGUUAUACGAUUAGGCUUGGAGCAGAUCGGGCACUUGUAUGGCACGGAGAGGGAGGGUGGUUGUAUACAACUAGCUCAAACCACCUGAUAAACCCACCACAUAUUGGCGAAGAACCUCUUGGGGAAUAUGAAGCUUGGUUGCUCGGGAUUUCCCUUAAUUAA
This is a messenger RNA of Hypoxylon trugodes, 2583 nucleotides long. RefSeq lists its product as uncharacterized. The record is from RefSeq and is a predicted model, not a curated record. NCBI's taxonomy places the organism in Eukaryota, Fungi, Ascomycota, Sordariomycetes, Xylariales, Hypoxylaceae. Gene Ontology annotation, molecular function: heme binding; metal ion binding. The coding region runs from base 1 to 2583 and encodes 860 amino acids. The transcript is spliced from 6 exons.